This is a messenger RNA of Chrysochloris asiatica (Cape golden mole), 396 nucleotides long. RefSeq names its product chromosome unknown open reading frame, human C10orf105 (gene CUNH10orf105). The record is from RefSeq and is a predicted model, not a curated record. Lineage: Eukaryota; Metazoa; Chordata; Mammalia; Afrosoricida; Chrysochloridae. The transcript has a single exon. Bases 1 to 396 code for a protein of 131 amino acids.
AUGAACACAGACGUCCCUAGUUUCACCAGCUCCCAGGCCCCCAACCCUCUCGCUGUCUUCACAGCUCCAUCCACUCCAGGGACCCCCGUGGAGGCAGCCGACUUCCUCCCCGUGCUAAUUGCCCUGGCCUGCAUCUUCCUCCUGCUGACCACUUGUCUGCUGUUCAUGACUAUUUGCAAGCCCGCCGCGCUGGACCCGAAUCGCCGUGGGCACGAGUGCAUGCCCCACCAUCCGGGGAGCCCCAGCGAGCCUCAGCUCCGCCUCUGGAAACGUCUGGGUUCCCUGCGCUGGUCCUUGCAUAGCUUCCGCAGGGGUCGGCCCGCUGCCUCACGACGCCCCCUGCCGGGACGCGAACGCAACAGCGACUGGGACUGCAUGGAAUCCACGAAGAUGUGA